UAAGUGAUACAAUAGCAGUCAAUGCAAUAAUAGGCUAUAGGUAACCGAUGUAGUCAAACUAUUGUCUAGCAAAAGGUUUUGUCACAAGACAUUAGUGAAGUGAUCUCGCAGCUACCGACACCACAGUGAGAGACGCGCCGUGGAGCGCUGCGCAUGCGUCGUCACCACACCGAGCGCGCGCACACGCCAUACAGUGAUAUUCGAACAUAAACAUUACAGUAAUCCUAUCCACAAACAGUGCCAAAGUAUUUAGUGUGUAAAAUCGACUAUAACUGAACUGGUUCUUUUUUCCAAGUGAAAGGACCACAUUGUCGGGGUCUGCGUGUUUACUUGACAGACGAGGAGAGAAACGGGAACAAACACUAAAGAAGAAUGGAUUCAUCUGGGGAGAAGGCAUUUAGUUGGCCGGACGAAGAUUCGGUGGAGUCAACAUCGGACCCCAACCUGACGGUGUCGAUGAUCUCCGAGGAGCUGCCUGCCCUGACGGUGACCACCAUAGUGGGCAUGACAGUCGUGAUGCUCAUCGCCAUCGCUGCUGUGUUCCUACUGGGAGUGCUCAUAGAUUGCAGACAACAGCGAUUACUAGAAAAGAAAAUGGGUGAGGCGAAGCGCAUGAAAACCAGCAGGCGAGUGAACACGGCUCCUGAAGAAGACAGUGCAAACAUAGCCAACAAUAUGGAGGAGCCUGACAUGAGCGUGCCUCCUGCCGAAGCUCUGCGGCAUAUACCUUAGUACCAACUGCCUCAGAAGUACACACUCAUGUAUCUCCAUGGCGAAAUGGCCGAAGACUGUCUUCCAUUUUUUAAAUAAUACAUAUCAGUUUUACUCUUAGAAUUUUGUGGCAACAACUUUUUUUAAUUUGUGCAAUAGGUAAGAGUUCUGUGAUUAUUUCCGUCUGAUGGUAUUUCAAAACUGUUUAAAUAAUGCAAAAAUAGUUAGUAGGGGAUUAAACCCCAUAUUGAAUCUCCAAUUGAUAAACAUUCCAUGAGAAUAAAAAAUCUUUGGUGAAAGAUAUUACAGCAAAACUUUUUUUACAUACAAGAAUACUUAAACUAUUUCGUCCAAUUAGGCUUUGUGAAAUUGGUUCUUUGAAUGAUCAUAUCAAGUAUUUAGGUCACAGGUGAAGCAGGACUAAUACAUAUUUUCCACGCUUUUAAUUUUAUGGAAAAUAGUUGCUAGGUAGUUAGAAAUAUCUAUUAAAUUUGUUUAUCAAGAACGUGACUUAAUUGAACGCGAAAUCAUUGUAUCUAUCUCGAAUCUUAUAACUUAUAAAGUUUUGCUAAACAAGUCGAGCGAGAAGCUCGGCCACUGACAUAAUGGUUUUUCACAUGCGAUGCUACGAAACAUUGUUAUUUUAGUAUGUUUGAUUAGAUAGGCCAAAGUAUAGCUUUCAUGUACAUAGUUAUUGUAAGUAGGCAAAACAUUUAAAUCACGUUAUGAUAACUUAGGAUUCGAUCCCAAGUAAAUGAAAGAGUAGUUAAAUUAUAUUAUUUUUUAGAAAAUGUUAUUCUUUUCGCAAAAUUAUAUGAUGUGAUAUAAUUUUAAUUGAUUUUUAUAUACAACAUUAUUUUUAAUUUGUAAUUUAAGUACCUACUAACAAAUGAAGUCGAAUAAGUGAAGGAAUAUUUAAUUGUAAUGACUAAGAAUCUGUUGAAAUGGAUAAAUUGAGUAUUUUUACAAAUAAAUUCAUAACUAUA
Molecule: messenger RNA, 1697 nt
Organism: Helicoverpa zea (corn earworm)
Lineage: Eukaryota; Metazoa; Arthropoda; Insecta; Lepidoptera; Noctuidae
Exons: 5
Coding region: 373-732 (119 amino acids)
Source: RefSeq, a predicted model, not a curated record